CGGACAACAAUGGACCAGCCAUGCGGCCCGCCACGAGGCCCAAACACCUGUUCUUCGCGGAAUGUGCGCGAGGGGUUUGUCCACGACGUUCAUCUCCGAGCCACUGGCUGGCUUGGGGCACUUCCCAUCGAUUUCGAGAGCUUGGCCUCUCGCUUCUGACUACUCCACAUCUCGCUGGCUGCGCAUGCCCUCUAACCGAGCCCGACACGACUCUCACGAAGACAGAACUACCUUACGACCUGCGAGAUGAACAAGACUGCCAUCGCUCUGCGCUCUAUCGUUUUCUUCGUCUGGGCAUUUUUCGCCUGCUGGACAGCCGGAACCAGCGUGGUCCUCAUACUCGCUAACGCGAGGCUAGAAUACGGUGUGGCGGCAAGCACCGUCCUUGCCUUGAUUGUGACCAUCGUCACUCUAUUCAUGAUAAUCGCGUCGCACACGGAGCUUCGCUAUCACUACGUCCGAACGGGGAACGUGCUCAUCGAACUGACAUGGGUCGCAAUUUCCGCUGUUCUGGGAUUGGUGAUCAUUGGCCUGGCCUUUGGUAUUGACGUCAAAGGCUGCAGAGAUACAGGGGACUUUGAGUACUGUGCCAACACUGCUUUGUUCAGAAAGCUUGUGGCAGUCUUUGCCGCGAUGGGAUGGUCUUACCUGGUCAUCUUCAGCGUUGCGCUUCUCUGGCGCUACCGCGUCGACGGCAGAUACAUUCUGUCGAAAUCCGUCUUUGAGAUCAACUGGCUACGACGCAGAGACGCCAUGGAAAAGGAUUACAGAGAUCACAAGGGACAUAAGGGACGCAAGGAGCGGCCUCAGGACGUUCAAGCUCACGGCAUCUUCGACGAUAUCACGCAGUCUUCGGCGUACAGCACCUCUCCUGGCUAUAUGUCUCCUCCAGCCAGGACUGCAGCUCGACAGCCCGAGCCUCACACGCCAACGCCACUCUGGGCAAAGCAGGCUAGCAUCCGGCGUGGCGUCGACCCUCCUUUCCGGCAAGCUCCCUCUGAGCAGCGCAUCCAGCCUCUCCAGCGCGCUCACCCUCGCCCUCACCGUCAUCGCCACCGCGAGCAUCGUCCCUCCCGCCAAGCACGCGCGACUCUAGCGCCUUCGCAGCCAAACCUAUCUGCCCAGACCUCAACGGUCAGCGCCAACGUAGCGAACGACAUGAACUAUAUCACCCGUGCAGUCAGCCCGCUAAUCUCCGACCUCGGGAGCGCGCGCCAGCCCGAGCAGGGGUUAAAGCCCCUUCCUUCGCUAGCGGAGAUGGUUGGCCAACGUGUUGUUCGACCACCACCGCGACAGGACAGCCUUGGGCGACACGGUUCAAGUUCUGCGCCUCGAAGGCACGGCGGGGCUGAUCCCAUCGACCGUCCGUUCAGCCCCGCUCGGCGCACAUCACGUCGUCCAACGAGCGAGGAGAGUCUAUCACGAUUCUAUUAUUUAUGAGCAUCUACGUGUUGUUAUGUUGCUUCUGUCGCCAUACACUGUCAUGUUGUCUGCUGGUAGAUAUCUGCACUUCUGGCUCUUUAUUGUAUCAUAGCUAGCGUCUGAGAUCUGAAGUAGUCUACGGUAUCUAUAUUACGCUCCUUUGUACAAUCAGAAUGAUCUCUUUGGUCUCUUCA
Molecule: messenger RNA, 1616 nt
Organism: Schizophyllum commune H4-8
Lineage: Eukaryota; Fungi; Basidiomycota; Agaricomycetes; Agaricales; Schizophyllaceae
Exons: 7
Coding region: 247-1440 (397 amino acids)
Source: RefSeq, a predicted model, not a curated record